Messenger RNA from Coregonus sp. 'balchen', 10843 nucleotides. The record is from the annotation of a GenBank genome assembly. Lineage: Eukaryota; Metazoa; Chordata; Actinopteri; Salmoniformes; Salmonidae.
CUAGCGGCUGCCCAGGCUAUUUCUAGUGAGAAAAAUAAAAUAGUAGCCUAGGCUAUAUGUAGAAAACGGAAGACAACGCUGGAAAGUAACAACGACGAAAGAGUUAUAGCCUACAUUUUGGUAAGUCAUUAUGUGUGUUAUUAUAGUUUCAAUAUGUCAAUUAAAGUUGAGUUUGAGUGGUGCCUAUAUUGUAUUUGAUUUAAGUAGAAACUAGGGAAGAUCAAAUGUGUCAAACUAAAGUUGAUCGAGAAUCGCUGAAUAACAGCAUUUGGUGAGUCAUUUCGGAGUGGACAUUUUUGUCAUUAUUUUUGUUGGUGAGUUUCCAAUAUUUCAUUCUAAAUGUAUAUUGCCACGGUUCCGAAGCACAGGGUAUAAGGUACAGAGCGUGCUCUUGAAUUGUGAACGAAUUCUACAGUAGCCUAACUACUCUACUGUGGCAUAGCCUGUUAACGUUAUUGGUAAACAAUUAAUUGUAUAUGGCUAAACCGGUCACUGUCUCGCUACAAUAUGUCAAGGUGUCAAAUGUUACAAUAUUCUGAUGUAAAUGCAUCAGAUGAAGACUGUGUCAUUAAAUGUACCUGUUUAAACUGCUAAGUCAUUGUUGUCUUUUAUACAAUGGGUGGAUCUAAUGCUGUUAAAAUCGCAUUCCAGCCGGUGUCUAGUCCAUAAAUUACAACCAGCUAAAUCUAUUAGCGUGGAACCCCGUAUUAUCGGCAUAUUCAACAGCAUUUAAAAAAUAUAUUACCUUCAACAGUGUUAUCUUGUGAUCAAGCCAUAAAUGUUAUGUGAUUAUUGGUGUCGUAAAAAUUUUAACGGGUUAGCAAUUAGCAGGUUUGACAUUUCAGUGGAAAUACUAUUAUUAUCAUCAGCUUUUUCAUAAGCGGUUUAGCAAAAAAAUACGUCCCCCAGUUAUUGGUCACCUUACUAUUUUGUUCAAUUACAAGAUAUAUCCGUUUAAUUUUGUUCAAAAAAGAGACACCAACCACGUACCCGAAGUGUUUACUAGAUAGUUGGCUAGCCUUCCGGUAAAAAAAUACCUGACAACUUUUCAUUGCGUAGCCUGGUGCGCCCUCCUGUGGACUCUUAAAAAAUGGUUCUUCACCAACAUAUUCAAUGUUGUAAUCAAAUAAUGUCUCAUCAUUUGUUUUACAGAUUCAUCUUAUGUUUUGAGAAAGUAGAUAACAGUUGAAUACUAAAAUAUGAGUAUUCAUCAAAUAAAACUUUAAUUUCAGUUAUGUGCAUUGACAUAAACAAUGAAAACACUGUUGGAGUUUGUGUUGCAGAGGUGCACUUGGAAAGUAAAGGAAGAAAUACACAAGAUGGGUUCAAUAAAUAUAUAUAUUAUACACUGCUCAAAAAAAUAAAUGUAACACUAAAAUAACACAUCCUAGAUCUGAAUGAAUGAAAAUCUUAUUAAAUACUUUUUUUCUUUACAUAGUUGAAUGUGCUGACAACAAAAUCACACAAAAAGUAUCAAUGGAAAUCAAAUGUAUCAACCCAUGGAGGUCUGUAUUUGGAGUCACCCUCAAAAUUAAAGUGGAAAACCACACUACAGGCUGAUCCAACUUUGAUGUAAUGUCCUUAAAACAAGUCAAAAUGAGGCUCAGUAGUGUGUGUGGCCUUCACGUGCCUGUAUGACCUCCCUACAACGCCUGGGCAUGCUCCUGAUGAGGUGGCGGAUGGUCUCCUGAGGGAUCUCCUCCCAGACCUGGACUAAAGCAUCUGCCAACUCCUGGACAGUCUGUGGUGCAAUGUGGCAUUGGUGGAUGGAGCGAGACAUGAUGUCUCAGAUGUGCUCAAUUGGAUUCAGGUCUGGGGAACGGGCGGGCCAGUCCAUAGCAUCAAUGCCUUCCUCUUGCAGGAACUGCUGACACACUCCAGCCACAUGAGGUCUAGCAUUGUCUUGCAUUAAGAGGAACCCAGGGCCAACCGCACCAGCAUAUGGUCUCACAAGGGGUCUGAGGAUCUCAUCUCGGUACCUAAUGGCAGUCAGGCUACCUCUGGCGAGCACAUGGAGGGCUGUGCGGCCCCCCAAAGAAAUGCCACCCCACACCAUGACUGACCCACCGCCAAACCGGUCAUGCUGAAGGAUGUUGCAGGCAGCAGAACGUUCUCCACGGCGUCUCCAGACUCUGUCACGUGUUCAGUGUGAACCUGCUUUCAUCUGUGAAGAGCACAGGGCGCCAGUGGCGAAUUUGCCAAUCUUGGUUAUCUCUGGCAAAUGCCAAACGUCCUGCACGGUGUUGGGCUGUAAGCACAACCCCCACCUAUGGAUGUCGGGCCCUCAUACCACCCUCAUGGAGUCUGUUUCUGACCGUUUGAGCAGACACAUGCACAUUUGUGGCCUGCUUGAGGUCAUUUUGCAGGGCUCUGGCAGUCCUCCCCUGCUCCUCCUUGCACAAAGGCGGAGGUAGCAGUCCUGUUGCUGGGUUGUUGCCCUCCUACGGUCUCCUCCACGUCUCCUGAUGUACUGGCCUGUCUCCUGGUAGCGCCUCCAUGCUCUGGACACUACGCUGACAGACACAGCAAACCUUCUUGCCACAGCUCGCAUUGAUGUGCCAUCCUGGACGAGCUGCACUACCUGAGCCACUUGUGUGGGUUGUAGACUCCGUCUCAUGCUACCACUAGAGUGAAAGCACCGCCAGCAUUCAAAAGGGACCAAAACAUCAGCCAGGAAGCAUAGGAACUGAGAAGUGGUCUGUGGUCACCACCUGCAAAACCAGUCCUUUAUUGGGGGUGUCUUGCUAAUUGCCUAUAAUUUCCACCUGUUGUCUAUUCCAUUUGCACAACAGCAUGUGAAAUGUAUUGUCAAUCAGUGUUGCUUCCUAAGUGGACAGUUUGAUUUCACAGAAGUGUGAUUGACUUGGAGUUACAUUGUGUUGUUUAAGUGUUCCCUUUAUUUUUUUGAGCAGUGUAUUUUAAACAUUUAUUUUUUUGUACAAAUAAAUAAUUUAAUAUGAAAAUUAUUUAAUAAUGAAACAAUUAAAUCUCGACCUCCAUCCCUAUAUUGUCACAAAAAUCACAAUAAAAAUCCAGCAACACCGCUACCUCUUGAUCCCACUGCACACACCUGCAGUGGAAUCAGUGCUGGCAGAAGUCACAGCACACCCAUGGCACCUCGGAUCUACACUCCUGAGAGGAGCUUGCAGGUGGAUCAUGCUCCCCGCAGCAAGCACAGCAGGUGGUGUCUUCUUUUAUAAAAAAUAAAAUAAUAAUACAAAUUGAUUAAUAUGGUUUUGCAAAAUGUAGAAGUUCUUCAACAACAAUAGUAAUUGAUACAACUGAGAGAGAGAGAAAAACAGAUGAUGAAGUACCUGAGAGUGGUGCCAUUGGUGGCGUGACAGAUGUGACCGGUGGAGCUUUUCUCUUCCUUUUCUGUGCUGCAGUUUGAGAAAAAGUAGUGUUAGUCAGAGCAUGUGUCUUGAAACCCCUUUUCAACUUUUUUUACAUCAAUACCUCUGGAGGAAGCUGCAGAGGUUUUGGAGGAGGUGGAGAUGACUUGAGGACUGGUGCUAUGUACUGUAGAUAUGUAAAGAUAUAUAUAUAUAUAUAUUUUUUUUUUACAUUGCUGUUUUAUAAAACAGAUAACAAACAGUCAUUUUUUCGUAAUUUAACAUGUGUUUACCUGUGAUGGUGGCGGUAUUCAAAUUGCAGGGGGCAGGGACACCAGACGAGGCUGCUAUGGUGGUGUGACCAGGGGAGACGGAGGAGGCAGUUGGUCCAGAGGAGGCCGUGUUGGUGGUGACAGACAGGGGGGGUGGUGUGCAUCGUGGUGGACAAAACCGCUGACGAUGGCUUGGAGGAGCUGGUGUUUGUAAUGGUGGGGUUGAGGGGCCGAUGAUGGUGUAGUCGGGAGAGUAGGCACAUGGCCUUCUUCUGCAGCUGUGGACUCCGGCGGCUCCUACAGGUGUUGCACACUGGGAGGCACUGGCAGUGGUGAUGUGGCUGUCAGGAGUGGUUCCAGCAGGGGGUCCUGCAGAGGCGAUGGCGUCAAUGGUCUCAUCCAUGGCAGCCCUCUCCUGUGCCCUCUGUGUUCUGAGGGCUGCCCGACGCUCUUUCUCCUCUGCCUCUGUCCUCUCCUUCUCACCCCUCUCCUGCCACUGGCUACGUGUAUUCCUCCCCGGUGAGGCAUGUGGCGACCACAUGGAGUCUUCUGUAUCGGUCCAGCCGAUACUUCAGGACAGUAAGGAUGUGCCCCAGGUCCUUCGCUAUCAGCCCCCCCUCUAUUAGGGGGUGCUCUUCUAGAGCUAGGCCUGGGAUUGGAGCAGGGGCUGGGACUGGAGCAGGGGCUGAGGGUCCUCCUGUGGUCACUGGGGAGGAAGUGCUGAUGGACGGCACAGUGCUGCUGGUUCCAGGAGAGGCGGUGGUGGGACCCGGUAGGGACCGAGACGGCAUUAAACGGGACCCUUCAAUGGCUGAAGGGUCAAAAGGGAAGAGGCCACACUUCUUAAACCCUUCCACCACAUUGCGCAUGUCCUUGCAUCGCUGGUACGGGUAGUGGAAUACUCUGGUAAAUUCUGAUUUGUUUACCAUGUAGGAGUGGUCAAAAUGGCUAAGGUCUCCAGCUACCUUGGAGAACUCAGCCUUUAAAGGGCCAAAGUAUGGCACAUCCAGUGGCUGCAGGACAUGGGUGCAGUGUGGUGGAAGACAAAGAAGUAGAACCCCUUCCCUUAGUGCCGCCGCGAGCACCUCCGGGUCCAUGUGGCUCUUGUGCCCAUCGAAGAGGAGAAGGAGAGGGCGCUCUUUGACUGCAUGCUUAAUGAAGUGCUGAAACCACUUCCUGAACAGGUCCCCGUCAAUGUAGCCACUGCUAGCCAAGGCUUGGAGGGGGCCUCCCAGUGUGUAGUGGCCACCGGGGAAACACUUGGGGUAGAUGAUAAACGGGGGGACGUCCUCCCCAGCUGCGUUGAAGCAGGCCAGCACUGUGAUGUGCUCCUUGGUCCCCGGAGCCUGCUGGUACACGUGUUUUGCACUCCGGGGAGCCAGCACUUUGUGCCUGCUCUGGUCGCUACGAAACCCAGACUCAUUGCAGUUAUAGAUUUGUCUGGGUUUCCCCCUUAACCCACUCUCCUCCAAGUGCUUCUCAUAAGAAGUGAAGAAGGUGUCCAUCGUCGGACGUGUGGCACACUCAGCUCUCCCCCUGUCCAGGGUGUCCGGCCUCCUCAUGCUCAGGUUCUUGUGCCUCCUCCUGAACAUUUCCCACCACCUAUUCCCCAGUGGUGGGAUUGUUUCCCCUGGGUGCCGAAACCUACAAUAGAAUAGAAUAUAUAAUUGUCCAUCCAGGAUGAAAAUUUUUGUUUUGAUUCCCACGGGGGGCCAGUAUGAAAAAUGUAUGCACUCACUAACUGUAAGUCGCUCUGGAUAAGAGCGUCUGCUAAAUGACUAAAAUGAGACAAACAGGUAGGCAGCUUUUCUCAGCCAGUCGAAAUCAUGAAUCAGCAUAAUUUUUAUGGAUAUAUUGGAAGAACUAUCAAUAGAAAACAGGUCAAAUGAAACGGUGCAGCUAGUUUGAAGUCUUUCCAGCUUCAGUUUGAAGUGAUUGUGUUAGCUGUGUUGUUGCCAGGUGAAGUCGCACAUCAUUAGCUCAUUGUUAUGGAUGAAUCCAAAUAUAUGUAUUAUAUGAUUUUUAUGCAUUUAUUUAUUAAUGUUUAUUGUAAUCAGUCCUAUUGGUGUUAUUUUCACUCCAUAUUUGUAUAUACGCUGAGUGUACAAAACAUGAAGAACACCUGCUCUUUCCAUGACAUAGACUGACCAGGUGAAAGCUAUGAUCCCUUAUUGAUGUCACUUGUUAAAUCCCCUUCAAUCAGUAUAGAAGAAGGGGAUGAGACAGGUUAAAGAAAGAUUUAUACAAUUGAGACUUGGAUUGUGUAUGGGGGGGGUGCAACUCAAUAGUAUGAAGAUGUUCUUAAUGUUUUGUACACAGUGUAAUUUGUUCGUUCUGAGAGUACUUUAUUGACUCUUGUAGGGAGUAUUUCAUGAUCUUACAUUUCCUCCAUACCAGAAAAUUGUUUUAAGUUUUCAUUACCCUUUCACCUCUGUCGUCAUGGCCUACAGAUAAUGGGCGGCCAGGUAUCUGUAGACAAUGUUCAUGUCGUGGUGGUUGGCGGGGGUUUCGGUGGCACCGCCGCCGCACAACAGCUCAAAUCCAGGGGGAUACCAUUUACCCUCAUUGACCUCCGUGAUGCUUUUCAUCACAAUGUGGCUGCCCUCCGUGCCUCUGUUCAGAGUGGUGAGAACCCUUUACCCAUUGGAAAUGGAUUACAUCACUGAAAAAACACUGAUAUAACAAUUCUGACUUAAAGAACCUUUGACAUAUUGAGUUACUUUCUCACAGGCUUUGCCCAGCAGACCUUCAUCCCAUAUUUUGAGACAUUUGGAGAGAGUUUCCUUCAGGGGCGAGUCAUGCGGGUGGAACCAGUGUCACAGACUGUUGUGUUGGAUGGAGGAAAGGUACAGUAGGCUAUAUGAGCAUGCUGGGGUAUAUUAUGUAAUGUUGCUUUCUCUAGUCAGUUCAGAUCUAGCUGCUGAAGAUCAACUCAGCUUUGUAUUCUUGGUGUACUCUCCUUACAUAGGCCUAUCCAGUGGUGUGCUGUCCAAAGCAGACGGCUUCUGACAGGCUGGAGAGGUGACAGUUAGUUCCUCUAAUUUGAUUGUGUCAUUGAUGUCUUACACCACAGGAAGUUCAUUACUCACAUCUUAUACUGUGCACUGGCACAGACGGCCCUUUCCCGGGGAAGUACAACACUGUGGCCUCCUAUCAGACAGCCAUCCAGAAGUAUGAGGACAUUGUGAAGGAGGUACAUUUUCAUGGGAGUGCAUUCCCAGGGCUGGUUCGUUGGAACAGACUUUAUGUUCAUGUUUGAUCUACACUGAAAAAAAAUAUAAACGCAACAUGCAACAAUUUCAAAGAUUUUACUGAGUUACAGUUCAUAUAAGGAAAUCAGUCAAUUGAAAUAAAUUCAUUAGGCCCUAAUCAUAGGAUUUCACAUGACUAGGAAUAGAGAUAUGUGGUCCUCUGUAGCUCAAUUGGUAGAGCAUGGCGCUUGUAACGCCAAGGUAGUGGGUUCGAUCCCCGGGACCACCCAUACGUAAAAAUGUAUGCACACAUGACUGUAAGUCGCUUUGGAUAAAAGCGUCUGCUAAAUGGCAUAUUAUUAUAUGCAUCUGUUGGUCACAGAUACCUUUAAAAAAAAGGUAGGGGUGUGGAUCAGAAAACCAGUCAGUAUCUGGUGUGACCACCAUUUGCCUCAUGCAGUGCAACACAUCUACUUCCCAUAGAGUUGGUCAGGGUGUUGAUUGUGGCCUGUGGAAUGUCGUCCCACUCCUCUUCAAUGGCUCUGCGAAGAGAACUGGAACAUGCUGUCGUACACGUCGAUCCAGAGCAUCCCAAACAUGCUCAAUGGGUGACAUGUCUGGUGAGUAUGCAGGCCAUGGAAGAACUGGGACAUUUUCAGCUUCCAGGAAUUGUGUACAGAUCCUUACAUUAUCAUGCUGAAACAUGAGGUGAUGGCGGUGGAUGAAUGGCACGACAAUGGGCCUCAGGAUCUCAUCACGGUAUUUCUGUGCAUUCAAAUUGCCAUCGAUUAAAAUGCAAUUGUGUUCGUUGUCUGUCGCUUAUGCCUGCCCAUACCAUAACCCCACCGCCACCAUGGGGCACUUCACAACGUUGACAUCAGCAAACCGCUCACUCACACAACGCCAUACACGCUGUCUGCCAUCUGCCCGGUACAGUUGAAACUGGGAUUCAUCCUUGAAGAGCACACUUCUCCUGCAUGCCAGUGAACAUCGAAGGUGAGCAAUUGCCGACUGAAGUCGGUUACGACUCCGAACUGCAGUCAGGUCAAAACCCUGGUGAGGCCAACAAGCACGCAGAUGAGCUUCCCUGAGACUUCACAAGCCCUGAAUUCAUUAGAUUAUUGCUGACUGUUUGAAAUGCAGUGUAUUUGACCUUUUAAUUGUACAACAAUGCUUAUAUAAAAUAUAAAGGUUUUCGAUGUAUAUCAUGAAUCGCCCAUAAAUUAGAAAAAAAAUCUAGAUAUGAUUUUUAGGCAAUAUCGCCCAGCCCUCGUUGGAGGCGGCUUAUGGUAGAGAAUUGAACAUUCAAUUCUUUGGCAACAGCUUUGGUUGACAUUACUGCAGUCAGCAUGCCAACUGCAUGCUCCAUCAAACCGUGAGACAUCUGUGGCAUUGUGCUGUGUGACAAAACUGCACAUUUCUUAAGUGGCUUUUUAUUGUCCACAGCACAAGGUGCACCUGUUUAAUGAUCAUGCUGUUUAAUCAGCUUAUUGAUAUGCCACACCUGUCAGGUGGAUGGAUUAUCUUGGCAAAGGAGAAAUGCUCACUAACGAGGAUGUAAACAAAUUUGUGCACAACAUUUGAGAGAAAUAAGCGUUUUGUGUUUAUGGAACAUUUCUGGAAUCUUUUAUUUCAGCUCAUGAAACAUGGGACCAACACUUUACAUGUUGCGUUUAUAUUUUAGUUCAGUGUAUUUGUAAUACAUUUGACAAUUUUUGUACCCAUGUUCAUGUGUCUUUAUGAAAAUAUUAGUAAAUGACAGGUGUUUAUGAUUUCUCCCUGCUGUUGGUCAGGUCCAGGCUGCAGAUUCGGUUCUUGUGGUAGGCGGUGGAUCCACUGGUGUAGAGAUGGCUGCAGAGAUCAAAACAGAAUAUCCAGACAAGAAGGUAAUAAAAUCCCACAUCCCUUUGUUAUUCACGCCUCUUGGAGACUUGCGGUUGGAGCACAUCUAUUGGAACUUGCCCUCCAUUCUCCAACACCCCCAUGUUUCCAGGUGAUCCUGAUCCAUUCCCAUGUUGGCCUAGCAGACCCAGAGCUGCUGCCCAGUGUCAGACAACAGGCCAAGGAGGUGCUGCUGGAGAAAGGGGUGGAGCUGCUACUGGGUAAGAGGUGAUGUCUGGCUGAGGAAAUGUUAGUCAGGGUGACAAAGCAUCACCAGUCAGAGUGAAAAUGCAGAUUGAUUAUGUCAUGCAUGCUCAGCAGACAGAGAAUGUCCAAUAGAGCUCAUGUGUGUGCAGAGGGUGAUUGCCUCCCUUCCUCAUGAUUGGAUAUGGAAUCUGUUGUGACUGGCACAAACGGUAAAUACAUAGUCUUUGAUAAUCUGUUUCAUGCUAAACACAUUUAUUAUAAUCUCAGUGCAAUUCACCUGCUGUUAUGUAAUUUAACUUAUAUCUUUCACACUGUGGCCUCACCUUUCCAUCUGACUCUAGGGCAGAAAGUUUCUAACCUGUCUGAACUGGAGCUCAAUGUGACCCACAAGAACAUGGUUAUCAUGACAGACAAGGAUACAGAGAUCACUGCAGACCUCGUCAUCUGCUGCACAGGGAUGAAGAUCAACUCUAAUGCCUAUAGCGCCACCCUGAGUGAGUUGUCUUUCUUGUCCAAUAGGUGGAAGCAUUGUGCCAUCUGAGUCCAAGGCAGCCAGAAAUUCAAGAAGUACUGCUCAAAGCGCUGUUGAUAAAACUACUGCUGGAUAUAUAAAAAAAUUAAAUGAAUCACAGUAAUGCCUGUGAAAGCUAGCUGGUUAGAGAAACCUCAUACACUACCAGUCAAAAGUUUGGACACACCUAAUCAUUCAAGGGUUUUUCUUUAUUUUUACUAUUUUUUACAUUGUAUAAUAAUAGUGAAGACAUCAAAACUAUGAAAUGACACAUAUGGAAUCAUGUAGUAACCAAAAAAAGUGUUAAACAAAUCAAAAAUAUUUUAUAUUUGAGAUUCUUCAAAUAGCUACCCUUUGCCUUGAUGACAGCUUUGCACACUCUUGGCAUUCUCUCAACCAGCUUCAUGAGGUAGUCACCUGGAAUGCAUUUCAAAUAUCAGGUGUGCCUCCUUAAAAGGGGGUGCAACUUAAUAUUAGGAAGGUGUUCUUAAUGUUUUGUACACUUAGUGUAUAGACUACUGUACAUUGCGUAGUAUGCCUUACCUGUAUUGUACUAUCUACAUGUAUUUACUGAAGUUUCGCUGUUUAUAUUUCAGAUGGAUGUCUAGCAGAGAAUGGGUCCCUGAAAGUGAAUGAGCACCUGCAGGUGGAGGGCUAUGACAAUGUGUAUGCUGUUGGGGAUUGUGCUAAUGUCAACGAGCCUAAGAUGGCGUAUCAUGCAGGUCUCCACGCUGGGGUUGCUGUUACCAACAUCACCAACAGUCUGAUGGGGAAACCCCUGGAAUCUUAUCACCCAGGUAAUUUAUACUCUGUCUCCUCUUCCCAGUCUCCAAUCUCCUGUAAACCCUACUUCCAUCAAUGUUAUUGUUUUGACCUUGAUCUCUGACUAUACUAAUAUCUCACCAAUCAAUCUGCAGUUAAAACAGUUUUUCCUUAGUAUUGUUUUUGACCAUGCUGUCAGUGUCUGUUCUCGGAUUUGCCUCUGGUUCCUGUCUGAUCCAACCAGAUGAUUGGGGGGUACAUCACUGUACAGAACAUUAUAUCAUGGUAAAUGUCCACAUGUUUUCCUGACAGGGAGUGUGACCAUGUUGUUAGCCAUGGGCCAUAAUGAUGGAGUGGGCCAGUUCAAUGGGCUGAGGCUUCCCCGUUGCCUUGUAACCCAGGGCAAGAGCAAGAACCUACUGCUGUGGAAAAGCUGGAAGGAGAUGGGUCAGAAAGCUCCUUAACGUGCCAUACAGAACAUUCUGGAGCAAAGACAUGAGUCUGCCGGCACAGCCUUGACAGAGUGUCUUACUCAGGUGACAGCUUGCAGAACAUGACAACUUGAUAUUAGACCAUAUAUUCGUAAAAUAUUUAUACGCAAGGUGAUGCAAACUUUGUACAAUGUCAAUUUUUGCCAAUGAAUGUUAAUGUAUGUCUUGAUUUAAAAGACAUCUUAAUUGUAUGGUU